AUGGUAUUGUCACUCAAAACUAGCCUGGUGCUGCAUCUGCAGGCGUUCUUCCUUCUCUUCAGCCCAACAUCAUGUACAACGCACGCGGCCGAGCUUGAAGCAACCGGCCAUGCAAGUCUGCACCAAGUGCAGCACAAUCAGGGCAAGAGGCACGCGGAUGGGCUGCAACCCCAGAUGCUCCGCCGGGAAGAUGUGGGCUCUGCAUCCAGAGAAGCGAGCUAUCACGUGACUUCAGACGGGCGGCAUGCGUGGCAAGGCUUUGGGGACGCGGCCUUUGUUCAGCAAAGUCGCCGGGCUCAUCGAGACGUGAAUGGGACGCACACAGUGGAAGUUGAGGAUGGUGCGGUCGACACAGCCACCGAUGUUGUGAACGAGCUGUCGGCAUCAACUGGAGAACCCACAGAAUCAGAGCCAGAGCCAGAAAGAGUAGACAGGAGAAAUGCCACGGGGAUUCAUGGCCCUGCAGGCAGACCCGCUCUGGUCUUUGCAGGCAUGUACGGCAGCGCAGGACCAGCCGGGCCACGUGGAGCGACUGGCCCUGCGGGGGUCCUGGGGCCACGAGGCCCAGCUGGGGCAUCCGUUGUUGGCCCUGCCGGAGCCCCUGGAAUUGCCGGCAGCCCCGGGUCGAAAGGCAAGCUCGGCGCACUUGGCCUGAAAGGUGUCCAGGGCCACGCUGGGACUCCCGGAGGGCCGCCGCCGGAGCUGGACAAGUGGACCAAACUGCUGGAUUACUACACCGAGAUGAUCUACCGAAUGGAAAGUGCGGCCUCCACACACGUCCGAGGCUUCAAGCGUGAAGCAUCAAUGCUGCAGCAGCGGACCGCCCUCUUCAAAGCACGGACGGACAGCCUGAACAAUCGUUCUGCUGAGCUGCACCGCUACAUGGUAGACAACUACAAGCGCAUGGUGAAAUCCGUAAGCUCAGCACGAGAAGUGGAUGGCUUCGUUGAGGGGAUGCCUUUGGCAACAUCGCUGUCUGCAUUGCAUGAGGCACAGCAGCUGUACCCGGCCUACCUCGGGACGCAACGAGUUGCCAGAACCAUGCAUGCAGCAGCAGCACUUCGGCAGCAGCAGCUGCAGCAGCAGCAACAGCAGCUCCAGCAGCUGCAGCAUCAGCAAUGGCAACAUCAGCACUACCAGAAUCACCAGCUGUACGAGAACUCGCAGGGAUCGUCGUCGAGGCAUUCCAAAAGUGCUGCGUUGAAAGACUCCCCGAGCCUCCUGCUGUUGGCAGUGGGCAUCAUUGUGACAGUGUACCUUUGA
Molecule: messenger RNA, 1263 nt
Organism: Symbiodinium necroappetens
Lineage: Eukaryota; Dinophyceae; Suessiales; Symbiodiniaceae
Source: the annotation of a GenBank genome assembly